Messenger RNA from Suillus plorans, 2046 nucleotides. RefSeq lists its product as uncharacterized. Gene Ontology annotation, cellular component: mitochondrion. NCBI's taxonomy places the organism in Eukaryota, Fungi, Basidiomycota, Agaricomycetes, Boletales, Suillaceae. Gene Ontology annotation, biological process: thymine catabolic process; L-valine catabolic process. The transcript is spliced from 13 exons. Bases 1 to 2046 code for a protein of 681 amino acids. Gene Ontology annotation, molecular function: malonate-semialdehyde dehydrogenase (acetylating, [NAD(P)+]) activity; methylmalonate-semialdehyde dehydrogenase (acylating, NAD+) activity. The record is from RefSeq and is a predicted model, not a curated record.
AUGGCCAAAAAUGCGCAAAGCAUCAUGAAUUACGCUCAGAUCCCGCACAUCAUUGAUCAAUGGCUUCGAGUCGAGACGUCUUGUUCGAGCGUAAGAUCUCGCAGGCCUGGUCAUCGAAUGAACAUUCUUUUACCCCUUCUUAGCAUCAUGGCUAAACUACUGGGCGUAGCAUUAGGCUUCUUGAGCCAGCCAUUCACUCAUCUUUCUCAGUUAUUGUUCUUAGCUGGUCCUGUCUGGGUAAAUAAUGGCCAGGUUAUCACCCCAGAACUCUCCAACUCUAUCCAAGAGACCCUUGAUAUUUGGAACAUCACUGGACUGUACGGCGAACCGGAAUUUCAUUCAUGGGGAAACAUGACAGAGGACGGUGACGAGACCACAGAAGACGUGCAAACUGCUUCUUAUGACUAUGAACACGGAAGAAACGUCACACCGCUUCCUCCCACUUUGUCGGAAUUUAACUGGCACACAUUACCCCAUCGAGGCGAACUGUUCGCGGAUUCCCAUCAUCGUCUCGAGAUGCUCUUGCUGGCAAGUGCUCUAUUGGCGUGGAGAUCUUCUGUCGGCUCUGGCGCUCGAGGAUCGGCUAUGACUGUUAUUCCCUUCAACCAAGGUUCGAAGCAGUACGUUAAAGCACUCAUUGACUACAUCUAUGCCACGCUCGGCCUCAAUCUGGACUACAUACUUCCCUCUGCUGCAGUGCUUGAGGAUGGGCGCGAGAUGGACGGCCUGGACGAAACAUUGAAGAACAAGAAGACCUUUCUCGUCACUUUGUCACGAGACCAACGCAGGUCUUGUUGGCAACGACAGUCUCUAUUCAGAAUCCAAGAUAUAUCUGGAAACCUUGCGCUGGAACUCGUGUGUUUGGCUGGUGCUCUUAUCCGUCAUAUAUUCUUCUCACCUCGUGCACUUGGUUCCAACUUCAGCGUCGCAAUCUUGUCAUUAUCCAUCCUCGCGUUCACACUCGAUCUCCCCAUCUCACACUACCUUGAGAUUCCUUUGGAUCCAAUCAGUCUCACUAAGCUCUGCCCUUCUUUGUGUGCACGGUUGGCUUCGAUAAGCCCCUCCAUCUUGCGGAUGCAGUACCCAACCACCUCACUUGUUAUCUCCCGUUACAGUGACCCACGCACUCACUCUGUUUUCCUGCAACUUGAAGCACCGCAGUACAAACUAGCCUUAGCGCGAAUCGACGCACUCUUGACAGAGUUCAACAGGCUUGAUGACAAGAUGAUUCUCACUGAAGUACACUUGAGACUCCGAGAGAGACUUGGCUUGGUGACUUCCCGUUGGAUCCGCUUAAAUGCCAUUGCCCGUCCUAAGGCAGAGAGUCUCAGCGCGACAUGGAAGGGUACUAGUGCGACUGGAGGUAACACCAAGAAUUUCACUGGUGGCGCGUUCUUCGACAGCAAGACAAGCCAAUGGCAUGACGUGCUUGACCCUUCAACCCAAACAUUGCUCACACGCGUCUCUGAGACCACCAUGGAGGAGUUUGACCAGGCAGUCGACGCUGCUAGCCAGGCAUUCAAACUUCAGUAUCAAAUCCGUCAGAAUGCAGACGCACUUGCACACAGCAUCGUUCUAAUGUAUUAUGAUCCUUGGAGGAUGAGUCGUCCUCACCUUGACCCGACCAUGGGAACUGUCCUUAAGUCAAGGUCAAAGUGGUCGCCCUCUCUCAUCAACCUACCAAUUGCAAUCAAGCGUCUGCUUCGUCAUCCGCGCAUCUGCGUACUGGCGUUUCGCAUCAAAGAAUCCCACCGUGAAAUCGAAUCUUUCCUAGCGUUGUUUGGAAUUAACGAUGAUAGAAUAGUACUAUUGGCCAGCAUGAUGGUCAAAUGGCGUGACCUGCGUCGGAGGCAGGACAUCUUAUUUUGGGAAUUAUUGGAAGAAAGGGUCCGGUUACCAAUACUUGAGAAUAAAAGGCAUCGCUGCUUGUCAGACACAUGCAGCAUGGGACUCGUAGGUGAUAACCAGUGCGAGGAAGGCGAUCUCGACAGUGAUCCAGAAGCUGAUUCUGAUGAUGAUGGUGAGAGCGCUAUCUCCGAUUUAUAA